AUGGCGAGCUACUUACCAAAACUAUUCAACCGGUCUUUCCCAAUCGUAUCGACGGCGCGCCGUUCAAUCUCGAUCUCUGCCGUCCUUGCUGUCGAACCUAAGGUACCCAAGCUGCUCAACUCACUCCUUCAUGGCUCCGAGGAAGCUCGAAAACAGAACGAGGCUUACCAAAGCCAUAGUACUACCGUCGGCUCCAAAACGAUAAGCGAGGUUCAGAAACAUCGGGUCCAUCCUCAGCAUGUUGAUCAAUACAAAGAAAUUAUAGGCGCAUACUUUGAAAAACUCAGUUCUCAAAAUGAUCUCAACAUGACUUUGAAGGGCUCUUUUGAAGUACUCGUAGGGGAGCUUGAUACCUUUGUACACAUCUGGGAGUUCGAUGGGUACAAGGGAUACGAUUACGCCACAAGCAAAAUGCGUGAACGACCGGAGCAUCAAGAGUUUACCAAAAGCAUCAGAUCACUCGUCCAUUCCAGAAACUCUCAGCUUUGCAGAGAGUUUGCGUUCUGGCCAUGCUCAGGACCCAAAGUCAACGGAGGGAUCUAUGAGAUGAGGAGCUAUCAGUUGAAACCAGGCACGCUAUUGGAGUGGGAAACUGAAUGGAGAAGAGGCUUAGAAGCCCGCAGGAAAUUUGUCGAGCCGAUUGGUGCGUGGUUUGCUCAAGUGGGCAGGCUACACCAGGUCCAUCACAUGUGGCAGUACCCGUCUCUACAAGCUCGGCUAGAGUUACGCGAAAAGGCCUGGCAAGUUGACACCUGGAGCAAUACCGUCUCCAACACUGUCAAGCUUUGCGAUUCGAUGGAUGCCAAUGUGUUAUUACCCAACAGUUUCAGUCCCCUUCGCUAA
Puccinia graminis f. sp. tritici CRL 75-36-700-3 is the source of this 843-nucleotide messenger RNA. RefSeq lists its product as uncharacterized. Bases 1 to 843 code for a protein of 280 amino acids. NCBI's taxonomy places the organism in Eukaryota, Fungi, Basidiomycota, Pucciniomycetes, Pucciniales, Pucciniaceae. Gene Ontology annotation, cellular component: mitochondrion. The transcript has 7 exons. The record is from RefSeq and is a predicted model, not a curated record.